AUGUACAGUGAGCUGCAGAAUACGACUUGCUUGCUGGCUCCUGACACCAUCUUUGGCCCCUACGAUGUCAAUGGAGAGCUUCAUCGUCACGAUGUGCGCGAGGAUGAGGAGGGCAUCAAUCUCUAUCUUGACCUGGGCCUGAUUGACGUUGAGACCUGCGAGCCUUUGCCCAAUGCUUGGAUUACUAUUUGGGCUUGCAAUGCCACCGGAACUUACUCUGGAUACACUGGAAUUGACCCGAACACCGUCUCAGUCCUGCCUGGAUGGAGCACAAGAGAAGAUGGCACUACAGAUGACGAGACCUUCCUGCGCGGGAUUUCUAAAACCAACGAUGCCGGCUUUGCUGAGUUCCUCACUGUCUUCCCCGGUUAUUAUGAUAGCCGAACCACCCACAUCCAUGUGGCAGUGCAGUCAAAUGUGGUCAGCGAUGACACCAGUUAUUCCAAUGCCUCGAUCCAGCACGUGGGUCAACUUUUCUUCCCGGGGGAAUUGAUCAAUUCAGUAUACCAGCUAGCACCUUACCACGCCCAUUUAUCGACAUUGAACAGAACCUUGAAUUCAGAAGACUCGGUUUAUAGCGUCGCCAAUGCUGAUCGUUACUCUGCUAUUAUCUCUACUGAGCUAGUGGGUGAGAUCUUAGCGGAUGGUUUGAUUGGGUACAUCACUAUUGGCGUUAACAAGAGUGCUUCUGCUAUUGCUACUGUUGGCACCCAGGUCAAUGUCCAAGGAUACAUCCCGACGGUUUCCCUUACCAGUGGAGCCCAGGCUGCUGCAAAUACUAAAGACCCUCCCGAGGGCUACCGUGCCAACGGCAUGAGGAAGCUCUAA
Molecule: messenger RNA, 828 nt
Organism: Penicillium atrosanguineum
Lineage: Eukaryota; Fungi; Ascomycota; Eurotiomycetes; Eurotiales; Aspergillaceae
Product: intradiol ring-cleavage dioxygenase
Exons: 2
Coding region: 1-828 (275 amino acids)
Molecular function (GO): iron ion binding; oxidoreductase activity, acting on single donors with incorporation of molecular oxygen, incorporation of two atoms of oxygen
Source: RefSeq, a predicted model, not a curated record